Entamoeba nuttalli P19 is the source of this 1527-nucleotide messenger RNA. Its product is annotated as RNase P subunit p30 protein. The transcript has 4 exons. Gene Ontology annotation, cellular component: nucleolar ribonuclease P complex. Bases 1 to 1527 code for a protein of 508 amino acids. Lineage: Eukaryota; Evosea; Mastigamoebida; Endamoebidae. Gene Ontology annotation, biological process: tRNA processing. The record is from RefSeq and is a predicted model, not a curated record. Gene Ontology annotation, molecular function: RNA binding.
AUGGAAUAUUAUGCUAUUGUUAAUUUAUGUGACGCCAUAUUAUCAAGAAGAGAAUCUAAAUUAUCUGGAUUUUGUUUUAAAAUAGAAGCAACUAAUAAGACAAUGUGUUAUAAAUAUGGGUUAUGUGGAGAAAAGUUAUCAAGAUAUCAUGACAAUAUAUUAGUCUUUAGAGAUGAAAAUAUUUCUCGUGGUAAAGAAUGGUAUAGUCAAUUUGAAAAUGCUUUUGCUUUAGCAUAUACUAAAUAUAAUAAUCCUUCUGCACAUAUUGAAAAUAAAACUCCUAUUCAAAGCCCAAAAAUUGUAGCUGAACCAAAUGUAAAUCCUAAUUCAUCAGAACCUGUUACAAUAAAAGAAGCAAGUUCUUCUUCUGAUAUAGAAGAUAUAGCUGAUGUUGAUUCAUUGUUAGAUAAAAAGUCGACAUCUCAUUAUGUGUUAGCACAAAAUACUUUAAAAGAAUUCUUUGAUGCUACUGAAGAAGGUAAAUCAAUUAUUUGGGAUUUAUUAAAACAACUAAGACCAGGAAUGGACCUUGUAGACGCUAAGAUAACUAAAAAUGGGGAGGAAGUUUAUAAAAUAUGGGGAAAUUAUUAUAAAGAACUAUUUUAUUGUGGUAAAGACAAAGUAAAGAAAAGUUUAUUAAAGAUUGAUGACAUUAAGGGAAAGAGUGUACCAAGAUAUACCAUUGAUAUGAAUCAACAAGGAGAAUGGGAAAGUGACAAACUCUGGAAAAAAGUAACAGACGCAAUUUAUAAAGGAGACCAAAUAACUGCUACUGAAGAAAAAUGUAAGAAUGAAGAAAAACAAAGAAAUAUGGAAAGUGAAUAUCUAUCUACUGGAACAGUUCAUAUUCCAAAAUAUUUUGUGAGAGAUUCAUUUCUUGGAUGGAAUCCAAUAAUAACAAAUAAAGAAUCAAACCAAUUAAUAGAAUUGAAGAAUGAACUUGAAACACUUAGAAAUCAACUCCAAUAUUCAAUUGACUCUAUUCAAUCAUCUACUUCUCAAUAUAUUCAUAAACAAAUUGAGCCAUUACAAAGAAGACUGUUAAUUGUAAUUCUUAUGAACAAUUCAAUUGGUAGUUCAUUUGAAUUAGUGGCAAUUAAACCAAUGUCAGAUAAAGUAUUUGUUGAUGCAUGUACUUCAUUUCAAAUUGAUUUAAUAACAUUUAAUUAUCCUGAACAACUUCCAUUUAGAUUCCAUGUUCCUACAUUAAGAACAGCAAUGAAUCGAGGGUUGUUUUUUGAAAUAAAUUUAUCUCCAUUACUUGAAGAAUCUGACCAAAAACAAAAACAAUUUUGUAUUUUAAAUGCUACUGAUCUUAUUACAUCUACAAAAGGAAAAAAUAUUAUUUUAUCAAGUGGUGCAACAACAAACAAUGGAUUUAAAGGUACAAAAGAUCUUAUUGCUAUGGGAAUAAUGUUAGGACUAACUACAUCACAAGCAUAUGAUGCUGUUUAUGUUAAUCCAAUGAAAUGCAUUACAAGAUCACGUAGAAGAUUUCCUAUUAAUUCAAUGAUAUCAAUAGAAUAA